Frankliniella occidentalis (western flower thrips) is the source of this 2203-nucleotide messenger RNA. RefSeq names its product protein O-linked-mannose beta-1,4-N-acetylglucosaminyltransferase 2-like. Gene Ontology annotation, biological process: protein O-linked glycosylation via mannose. Gene Ontology annotation, molecular function: protein O-acetylglucosaminyltransferase activity. Lineage: Eukaryota; Metazoa; Arthropoda; Insecta; Thysanoptera; Thripidae. The transcript has a single exon. The coding region runs from base 417 to 2111 and encodes 564 amino acids. Gene Ontology annotation, cellular component: endoplasmic reticulum. The record is from RefSeq and is a predicted model, not a curated record.
GAGCUGCUGGAACUAGUGUCUGCUCUUCAGUUCAAGUCCUGAGGGACUAGGCACCUCGGCAGUUGUUUCUGAUCGCACUCUUCUCGUUUGGGUUGAGGAGGUCCAAGAGAGCCCGGCGGUAGAUUCCUGCGCGUCGUCUGCUUCUUAGGGGCUGUUUCGGUGUUUGUGUUUGUGUUUAUCGUAGAGUGGCGAGAGAUGCUGUGUGUUAGCUUUUCGUUUUGAUUGGAACUAUUGAUUGAAGAGCUCAAGAAAGAUGACAGAAGAAGAAACUAAUGAACGCUUAGACGUCCCUUCGAUUGGACAUGACGGGAUGCGAGCUGUUAAAAUACCUGUCAACCGGCUUUUGAACCGCGAACUCCUCAACAUUUUAUUUCUUGAUUCAUCAACAUUUUAAAUUAAUACUAAAACCUAUCACUAUGUUAACAUCAAAGAAUCUGCUCGGUGUUAUAGCUUUGAGCACUGUAAUCGGUUUGAUGUCAUAUCUAACCUCAUUAUGUGCAAGGAGACAGAACAAUAAUUUUUCUGCUAUGAAUUCCUCUUUUGUGUCCUCAGUCUGGUGUAAUUAUGGUCAAAGUGGAGAAAAAAUCUGCAGGUUUCAAAACCUCUGUUACAAUUCUCGCUUUCAAGAUUUUCAGUUCAUAUUGACUGAUGAGUCUGUUGUUUCUGGAGUUCAGAAUGUGUCAGAAUGGAUGAACAUUGACAUGUCAACAGUUCUCGAACACAAUGCAUUCAAAUUGAAAUUAUCUAUUUUGUCUGACACUAAUAAAUUUAAAAGACUUGUAUAUCACAAAUUACCUACAUUUAUUCUUCAUAGAUUUAAGCCAGACAAUAUCAUGCAUGUUAUUCAUGAUGAUUUAAUUCCUUUGUAUACUACCAUGGAAGCAAUUUCGGAUGGAACUGUUCCUUUUAAUCAAAAGUUUGGUCUUGCUUUUAGUGAUAAUUAUUCAACAACCGCUCUUGAUGAAUGGUACCAAAAUUUCUCUGCAGCUCCCCUUAUUCGACUCAUGUCCACCAAUGAAACAGUCUGCUUUAGUAAUGCCUACAUCGGAUUACACAGAACUACUGUAUGGUUCCGAUAUGGGUUCAAACAGGUACAAGGACCUUACUAUAAUAACAACUUCAACUCACAAGUAAUAAGAAAUUUUGUCAAUUUUAACUUAGAAAUUAGAAGAGAGACAUUUCAUUCUGAUUGUAAAAUGAAUUCUAAGCAAAUUAAAAUUAUUGUUCUUAGCCGGUCUCAAACAAGGCGGAUUUUAAAUAUGGAAUUCCUUGUAAAAGCUAUCAAAAAAGCUUGUACAAAAAUAUACCCCAAUAACAAGUUUGAUAUUGUCCAAAUUGAUAUCUCUAUUCACAGCAUUAAUUUCAUUCUAUGUCAAAUAAGGCAAGCAAAACUUAUUGUUGGUAUGCAUGGUGCAGCUAUGAUUCUCUCAAUAUUUCUACCCUCCUUAUCAGGCAUAGUAGAGCUGUUCCCUUUUGGUAUAAACCCAGAAAAUGUUUCAUUUUUGAAAUCACUUUUAGAACAGCAUCAGCAAUACCCCUUGUAUUAUGAACCAUGGAUAAAUAUCGAGAGAGAAAAUUCAGUGGCUGGCAUGAAUACUAAUCCCUUACUGGGUGGUAUAUCGCACCUUCCACAACAUGAGCAAAAUACAAUUAAAGGGCUGACCCAGGUUCCUGCAGUAAAAUGCUGUCACGAUCCCACGUACCUGUAUUACAUGUACCAUGACACAUUCUUAAGUGACAGCAUAUUUGAAGUAAUUCAUAAGUGCCUUAGGAAAACACAAAUAAAUACAUUUGACAAGAAUGUUCUCCUGUCAAAACUUGUCUUCCCAGCUUCACCAGCUUUUCUUAUGUGUGUAGUAAAAGAGAACAUUCUCUCUGUUGACUGGGGGGAGCUGUCAAAUGCUCAGGAAAAUGUUGGCCUUUGGUUUCAAAUUACUGUUCAAUUUGGUGAGCAUGUGAAAAACUUCAACAUCUAUGAUAGUGCAUCCACAAUGUUUGCCACACACAUAGACAACUAUGCUGAAGCUACUGAAGUGUGGUUGCAAGCAUUCAAUAAUAAAAACAUUGGAGGUAUUAUAAAGCAUACAAGAUGCCUUAGUGUUACAGAAUAAUGUAAAUUCAAUCAGUUAUGAAAAAUGUAGUUCAUUGACAAAACCACGUUUCUUGUUUGUUAAUAAUAAAUAAAGGUGUACAGUGAUGCAAA